This is a messenger RNA of Amphibalanus amphitrite, 3294 nucleotides long. RefSeq lists its product as uncharacterized. NCBI's taxonomy places the organism in Eukaryota, Metazoa, Arthropoda, Thecostraca, Balanomorpha, Balanidae. The record is from RefSeq and is a predicted model, not a curated record. The transcript has 3 exons. Gene Ontology annotation, molecular function: metalloendopeptidase activity. Bases 263 to 2722 code for a protein of 819 amino acids.
UGGCCGAAGAAGAAGAGUGUUGCAUUAAAAACGAGACUGUGGGCAAUGUCCUAUUCAAGGUCAAUUUACUGUACUUUCGGGCCUUGGGUUUACUAUCCUGCUUAAUUUUGUUAAAUUUUUAUCAUUCAUUUUUUGCUAUUUUUUUUCAUUGUCGCUUUUUCACAGUCUAUUGCGUUGCUAGGACUCAUUGAACUGGCUUGUUCUGUUCAUUUCUACUCUUUAAUUUUGCAUCCGGGUAUGAGCGUGUUCAAAGUGCUUUAAAAUGUUUGGUCUCGGAAAUUCGUAUGCUAAUUCAGUUAUAUGCAUUGCAUGCGUGCUGAUAUCGAUCGUUCCAACAAAAACGUCAAAUCGAACUGAUAUAAUUGCCAAUGAAUCAACAACUCACGGAGGGGAAGAACCAGAAUCCGGACCGGAGGAAACUGAGGAUGACGAGAAUGUGGCUCCUUUCACAAAUUCUAAACGCAACGCUGGAGGGAUGAGAAUGUCAGCUCUGUGGCCGGCGGGAAUUGAUGGAUAUCCCGUUAUCCCAGUAUAUCCAGCAGCCAGUUCUUGGUUUGACCAGCCACAUAGCACUCUCCUCAGUCGCAUCUUUUUCUAUAUCUCUCAUAAAACAUGCAUUAAGUUUGAAAAGAAGGGAGUGAAGGAUGACUGUUUUUUCUCCGUUGAUGACCCUAGCAUCUGCGUAUAUGCUGAUGGGAAGGGGCACACCUGCUACACCGACGAGGUUGGGUACGACAAAAACAUCGAGCAGACUGGUCAGCCGCGGAUCCUGCGCAUGCCCACUACCGGUUGUCCAUUCCACGAGGGACUGCAGAGUUUCGCGCACCUGCUGGGUUUGCUGCCCGAACACCGGCGCAAUGACCGCGACCGCACGUUCAAGGUGAUGGUGACUGCUCUGGGCUCCGACCAACUGCUGUUCGCGCAGGGACGAACGGCCAAGUGCGAGGACUACGUGGACGAUGAGUCGCCACUCGACCUGUUCUCCGUGUCCGGCUUCGACACGUCGGCGAGCACGCUGCGCCACGGCGCCAUCGAAGACAUGCAGGCCAUCGAGCACGGCAUGGUGAUGGCAGUUCGAAACAUUCGCCACCAGUGGAUUAUCGACUACAAACGUCAGCGCGACAUGGGCUUCUCGUUUUACGAUCAUCGCGACCUGGUGCGCGCCUACGACUGCGAACGGGUGUGGAAUUGUACCGACAAGGAGCCGUGUGCAAACGGCGGCUUCCACGACCGGCUCUGUAAGUGCGUGUGUCCGCCGGGGUACGGCGGCGACACGUGCACGAGGCGCACCUGGCCGGCCGAGGGCGACCCGCUGCGCUCCAACUGCUCGGUGAAGCUGCGCAGCCAGUCUACGUUCACACUGGCCGAAAUCGGCCUGCAGUACGACGGCAGCUCGUUCUACGCCUGCGACCUGACGCUGAUGCCGCCCGGCUGUAUGAGGCCGCUGAUCCUGGUCAACACCAGCUCACUGCGCCCGCUGCGCAGUAGGAAAAACAGUGACCUGUGGGGCAUUGCCCCCUGGGGCCCGGUUCCGGAUACGAUUUAUCACAAUUGGUGUGAACUUUACUUCACUUUGUUGCUGAAGCACUCGGCACUGGGUUGGCGCACCUACUGCUUAGAUUACUUCUUCAACGAAGAAACUCUGUUGUUCAUGUCUCACGCCAGCACCAGCCACACGCUGGGCUACAUGAAAAUGCACGCUCCGGACCAAAAGAAGUUUGAGAUGAUCGCCAACAUCUUUUUCAACGUUACAUUCCAGGAGGUGCCCGAUUGUGGCAAAACAGGCGCGCGCGACAGAGGCGGCGCCAGCAUCCAUUACAUCGGCUACACGGUGAUGACGGCUGUGUUCUGUUUCGUGAACGGCAUGAUGUUGAGUAUCGCUGUUUGGGUGGUGUCCCGGGCGCUGUGCGCCGGCCGGCACUGCGGACACCGCGGCGGCUACUCGUCACACGAGCUCAGCCUGGCCUCGUCCAGCUCGUACGAAUCGAUGGAGACCCCGCCGCCGUCUCCGCUGCCGCUGCCUGCGCCGCAGAGUCCCGUGCCGAGCCAGCCGCCGCGCCAGCCCUCGCCGGUGCGGGCACCGCCGCCGCCGCCGCUACCCGCCAUCCGCCUGCCGACACCCGAGAUCCAGGUCUCGAACUCUCUGGCUCCGGCGACCCCGCAGAGCGGCUCGGCCUCGCGCUGGUCUCCCGCUCCAGGGGAUACCCACCGUCCUCCGUCGGCAGAGCGGCCGAUGCGACCGACGCCCCCGCGCGAGCCGGACCACCAGCAGCAGCAGUAUUAUCAGCAGCGGCAGCAGCAGCCGCAGCAGCAGCAGCUGCAGCUGCGUCUGCCUCCCAUCGACGAGCAGCAGCAGAGGCUGUCGCCGCGCCAGGGCGGCCUGCGCGCCUCGUUCAUGCAGUGGGGCGGCGCGGCGCUCAGCAGUCUGAGGGCCUCGUUUGUCGGCGGGAUGCGGGAAGAGCCACCGCCAGUCCGCGGAGGAGCACGGCCUCCGCCGCCCCAGAGGAGGCCCCAACCGCCUCAGGGAAGGCCUCCACCGCCGAACGGAAGACCUGCGCCGCCCCAGGGCAGGCCUCCGCCGCCCCAGGGACGGCCACGACCGCCGCCGCAGGGUGGUGGGCGGCCGCCGCCUCAGCGAGGGCGUCCCCCCGGGCCAGGCAGGGCGGCACCGCGGUACAAGACGGCUCCCUCGCGGCCCGGGCCCAGGCGGGCUCCGCCGUGAGCUGGACGGUGUCGCCCGACUGGUAAAACUUAAGGCAGGCGGCGCUCUGCGGCCUGCGCUGAUAGGAGCGCUCGGCCCGGGGCCAGCCAGCAGGCCGAGGGAGGAGAGGAUGUGAGAAGACAUGCGGGUGACGAGUUUUACAUUGCGCGGCUGUGGGACAUCGACAGAACAUCAGUGGAUGAAGACAUGACGCUUUAACAGGCGUGGGACUAUUAGUGAUUGGAUUUGACAGAUUUUAAUUGGUGAUGGUGAAAACUGUUGCGAUCCCUCACCAUGUACAGACUGGGUUUGGUGUUUGUGCCGUUCCAGUUGAGACCAAUAGCUCAAUUCAGGUACUUGUGCACGUUUUGCACUGGGAUGGAUAUGAGCUCAAUUUUUAUACCUGAGUAAGUUUGUAUAGACUAUAGACCUAAAAGAAUGCUUGUUUGCGAUAUUUGAUGCAGAUUGCAGAGCGCUUUCGCGCGGUACGGCUGGAGCCUGGAGGUGACUGGAACCAUAGACCGGCCUCAGGUUGUCGUGCUCAUUUGUUCUGGACUAUUUUUGAAAACUAAAAUCAAAAUCACAUUAGCUCC